AACCAAUCGGAGACGAAUGGUCGUCGCACUCGCACGAGGGCUGAUUCCUUUCCAGCUCGCACCCGCGGUUGAACAGCGUUUCGUUGUUUCCUCCCCAACUUCCAACACGCCUCGAUCUAGAUCCACUCUCCCCCCCCCCCCCCCCCCCCCCCCCCCCCUUCUCCUUCCGGUCCUCCCCCCGAGACUAUUCAUAUAGGCGGGUAGGCGUCCGAGGCCUCGUUUGUUCUCGGCUUCUCGUCUCCAAGGGUGCUACUCCGUCCGCGCUUGGUCUGCUCUCGUCCUUCCGGCAGAGGCCGCGGCGCAACAUGGCGAAGAUCAAGCCGAAGGCCUUGCUCGCGCAAAGCAAGGUGAAGAAGGUCCCCGGCCAAAUCAGCGUGGCCACGAUCGUCACCUACAUGAUCCUCGGCGUCCUGGUUGUGUCCUCCGUUUACGCUGCCUACAGGUACUGCUGGGCAGGCACAGGAGCAGCGGAGGCAGUGGGCGCCCAGGGGAACUGAUCCCCCUUCCGACUGCGUGGCUGAUCUCGCUGUUGUUGUAUCAUCCGGUUGGGGUAAAAUUUUUGGUUGUUGCUGUCUAGCAAAUGGGGUUCAUGGGACAUGGAUAGGUUGUAUGUUGAUACGGUUACACCGUAGCCGAUGAUAUGUAUGUUGAAUUUCUUCCCUUUUAUUAUCCUUUGAUGAUCCGAUUGCCUCU
Molecule: messenger RNA, 693 nt
Organism: Zea mays
Lineage: Eukaryota; Viridiplantae; Streptophyta; Magnoliopsida; Poales; Poaceae
Exons: 2
Coding region: 306-497 (63 amino acids)
Source: RefSeq, a predicted model, not a curated record